AUGUCCCGGCAAGAAACCGAUGCCGAAUGCUUGUCUGCUCAGAGAGCCUUGGAACAGGAAAAGAGCGGCGUGGAAGAAGAAGCACCUCAGGAUCCAAAUAUUGUUGACUUUGAUGGCCCCAAUGACCCAGAGAACCCGCUUAACUGGUCGACGACCAGGAAAACAACCAUCGUCAUUGUGUCUCUCACCGCAUUGCUCUCGGUGCCAGAGCUGAUGCAAUUUGCUCUCUAUCCUAGGCCUAUCGGUUCCACCAUCAGCGCAGGUGCAGCAGCUAACAUCAUGCAGCAUUUUGGCACGACAGAUGAGGCGCUAGGGGCGCUCAUGACAACCAUCUAUCUUCUCGGAUUCGCGUUCGGCCCUAUCCUUAUCGCGCCUCUGUCAGAGCUGUACGGGCGUGCAAUCAUGUUCCGAACUUGUACUUUUCUGUUCACUGUUUUCAAUGUCGCCUGCGCGGCAGCGAAUAGCUUCAGCUCCCUGGUAGCGUACCGUCUGCUGGCCGGCAUUGCUGGGUCAUGUGCGGGCACGCUGGGCGCCAGCUCUAUCGCGGACAUGAUCGUGCGUGAAAAGCGCGGGACUGCGAUGUCUGCGUACGUUAUGGGCCCGGUCUUUGGACCGACCAUCGGGCCCAUUAUCGGUGGUUAUUUGACGCCGGCGGCAGGCUGGCGAUGGAAUUUUUGGCUUAUAGCCAUUGCGUCGGGUGUCAUGACCGUCCUCGUCAUCCUUUUCUUAAACGAGUCUUAUCCGUACGCGAUCCUAAAGAAAAAGACGGCAAAAUUGCGCAAAAGCACAGGGAAUCAGAACCUGCGGUCGGCCCUGGAUACAAACAAGACCCCCAGACAGCUGUUCAAAUUCGCCAUACUGCGCCCACUCAAGAUGCUGAUAUCUCCCAUCGUAUUCUUGAUGUCGAUCCAUGCCGCCACCGUGUUCAGCUAUGCCUACCUCUGCUUCACCACUUUCCCUCGUAUCUUCAAGGACCAAUACGGCUUCCAUAGCGGAGCCUCCGGGCUGACAUCCAUCGGGCUUGGCUGGAAGAACGGAGGCGUGGUUAAGUCUGAGUAUCGACUGCCCAUAUUGGUUGUCGGUGCCGUUUUUGUGCCUAUUGGUCUUUUCUGGUACGGAUGGACAGCUGAGUACAAGGUCCAUUGGUUUGUGCCUAUAAUCGGGACCACCUUCACAGGCAUCGGCAUUGUGAUUGCAUACACGACCAUCGCUACGUAUCUUGUAGACGCAUAUACGGUCUAUUCCGCCUCGGUGAUAGCUGCAAGUGCCAUCCUUCGCUGUCUUCUCGGAGCUCUGCUGCCCCUGGCUGGUGGCGCCAUAUUUGACGCCCUAGGAGUAGGCUGGGGCAAUUCGGUCCUUGGGUUUAUUUCUCUUGCAUUUCUUCCUUUGCCAUUUAUUCUCUACAUGUAUGGCGAGAGAAUCCGCGAAUCACGACUCUUCAAGAUGGAGCUUUGA
Colletotrichum truncatum is the source of this 1455-nucleotide messenger RNA. The record is from RefSeq and is a predicted model, not a curated record. Lineage: Eukaryota; Fungi; Ascomycota; Sordariomycetes; Glomerellales; Glomerellaceae.